GUAGAGCUCUCCUGGAACAGCUUUAAUAAGGACGACAUCUUCCUGCUGGACCUGGGCAAGGUGAUGAUCCAGUGGAAUGGGCCCACGAGCAGCAUUUCCAAGAAGGCACGGGGUCUGGCCCUAACCUGCCACCUCCAGGAAAAGGAACGUGGUGGUCGUGCACAGAUUGGUGUGGUGGAUGAUGAGGUGAAAGCCACUGAUCUCAUGGAGAUCAUGGAAGCUGUGCUGGGCUGCAGAGUGGGCAACCUGUACACCGCCAUACCCAAUGGGAGUAUUAACCAGCUACAGAAGGCCAAUGUCUGCAUCUACCAGUGAGCAGACCUUGGGAGUGGGUAGGGUGGGUGGAAUUGCCCAGGCUGGCAUGUCCAUCAUUACUUCAAGGACACAGGGUCUCUAGAAAGGCCUCCAGAAAAGGCUCACGGGUUUCUGGGGCAGGCCAUGUGGGAACUUGGGCCCAGCCUGUACUCUGCCUUUCAGAGAAACGCACUAUAUAGACAAGGUGACUAAGGCCCUAGGGCCAGGCAGUUGCUUGAGGCUCCACAGCAAGGCUACUGUGAAGUCAAGACUUCAGUUCAGGGCCCAGGCCCCGUGCCUUCUGCCUCUGAGCUAAAGGGGGCUAGAGCAGAGCCAGGCCAGGGAGGGGCUGAUGGCCACAUCUGGAUGCCUGUCCCCAAGUGUCUACAAUAAGGGUGAGGACCUGGUGAUCCAGGAGUUGGCGACCCGUCCACUGACCCAAGACCUACUGCAUGAGGAGGACUGUUACAUCCUAGACCAGGGGGGUUUCAGGAUCUACAUGUGGCAGGGACGCAUGUCCAGCACUCAAGAGAAAAAGGCUGCCUUCAGCAGGG
This is a messenger RNA of Pteropus alecto (black flying fox), 848 nucleotides long. Its product is annotated as villin-like protein. The transcript is spliced from 3 exons. Gene Ontology annotation, biological process: actin polymerization or depolymerization; actin filament severing; barbed-end actin filament capping. Lineage: Eukaryota; Metazoa; Chordata; Mammalia; Chiroptera; Pteropodidae. Gene Ontology annotation, molecular function: phosphatidylinositol-4,5-bisphosphate binding; actin filament binding. The record is from RefSeq and is a predicted model, not a curated record. The annotation marks the transcript as partial. Gene Ontology annotation, cellular component: actin cytoskeleton; cytoplasm.